AAAGAAAGGGGCGGGGCUACUAUCUCUUAGCAACGCUUGGCUCCCUGGCAGUGGUGGCGGUUGAUUCAACAUGGCGGCAGCAGCAAAGAGAAAUGUAAACUCUGGGAUAUUUUGGAUGAAUGGCGUGUCAGAUGAUGAACAGCCUUUGGUGUUUGUUCCUGGAGUAGAAAAAGAGGGCAGCACCUGUACAUCCAGCAAAAGAGGUACUAAGAUGCGAGCCAGGCAUGGCUCUGACUGCAAGAAUGAGACCACACUAAAGAAAGGUGGCAAGAAACAGGGCCACUUACAGAGGGAGCGCUCUGGGGUUUAUACCAAGGAAAAGGUGUCAGUCCAUCACAGUGCUGCUGCAGCUACAGAGCACAGCCUUUCUCCAGCCUUGGGUACUUUCCUCUCCUCGACACAGGUAAUCUCUGAGACCAGCAGAGCUAAGAGCCAGGUCUGUUUGAAGGACCUCUGUCCUGAAGAUAAGCGCCGGAUUGCAAACCUCAUCGAAGAACUCGCCAGAGUGAGCGAGGAGAAAGAAGAGUCGGUGCAGCGUCUGAAAGAUGAACAGGAAAACUUUGAGGGCAAGAUCCAGACGCUGGAGCAACAGAACCAGGUCAUAGUACAGGAGAGGGAGAGCCUGCAGCAGCAGUACAGAGAGUGCCAGGAGCUGCUGGGGCUCUACCAACAAUAUCUUUCUCAACAACAGACAAAACUUAACCAGUCCAUCGCCCAGCUCAGCCAGGCACCAGCCCAUAGCAAGGUGCUCGGCAGCGAGGAAGCCCCCAGCAGAACAUCUACUAGCAGAGCUAAUGGCUCACUCUUUGAUGGCUCAUACCUCAGCCUCGCUGCUACCCGAGCACAACAGCCUCAAGUGCACAGGAGUGGUGGUGGAGGAAGAGGAGCAACACAAACCCGUAGCAACCAUGCCCCUCUUUCCCGUGUUAGUGAGUUCAGUCCUAUUGAUGGGCCGAUCAAACAGCAUAGGACUCAGAAAAGGGAGAGCAGGGAGUCCCACCACAGACGUGAGCACUCCCAAGGCAGCGGUCAAGACAGCGGCUCUCAUCUAGAGAACGGCCACCAUGACGCCUUUAACCAGCAUGAGUGUGAAAGGCUCCACAGUGGGAGUGCUGUUAGCUCAGAGGCCAACGAAGCCCUGACCAGGCCUCUGCUGGGUCACGAGGACUGGGAGGAGAAGAGGCACCAGCUGCUGAUGCAGAAGAUGCAGUUGGAGACGGAGAGAGAGAGGCUGCAGGCACGGCUGGCUGAGCAGGAGGAGAGGCUCAACAGACAGAAUCAGCAGCUACGUCAGUCGCGCCUCGAGUACAGCAGGUUUCAAGAAGCUACUCAAUCUGAUCCCAGCAGCUCAAACACUAGAAAUGGAGAUUCACAGCCGGAGGGUCCCUCCCACCAAGAUUUACCCCCCAGUGUGUGUGAAGAUGCGGAGGUACAUCCUGCAGGACAGAGCUUGCAUCAAAAACACCCACAAACUGUACCCACUCCUCUGGAGAAUGGCAUUGAGGCCUCAGCUUGGUCCAGAAAGGACAUGGCCACAUCUCCUGCUAAGUCCCCUACAAGCCUGAGUAAGCCCACCUCAGUGUCUGUGAUCCAGAAGACCCCUGAAGCCAGGUUGGACUUUUCUCUGGUUGAGAUAUUGGAUGUCUUUAGUCCCAUCUCUGCGCCUGAGCUAAGCAAGCUGUCCACUCGAAGACCCAAAACGUCGCAACGUAGGCCGGGCCUCACUGUCCCUAAACCGGUGGGCAGAACCCUGCUAACCCCUGCUGGGUCGUAUCCUCAGAGCGGCCGGCAGGACCUGGAAGAAAGCAAAAUACUGGAGGAUAUUUUCUUCAUUUGCUGACAAAGAAGAAAAUGUGUUCAGUCUCUUGAUAUUCACCAGUUUGGUGUUGACUUUUUUUUUUCUAACACGUUUAAUUCUAAAUCAGAAUGAUCAUGAUGUUGCAGAUUGUACUCUUGUCAUGCUGUGGUUUUAAUACAAAUAAACAAAUAUUUAUUCAGAA
Sebastes umbrosus (honeycomb rockfish) is the source of this 2000-nucleotide messenger RNA. Its product is annotated as KIAA1328 ortholog. The record is from RefSeq and is a predicted model, not a curated record. The transcript is spliced from 12 exons. Bases 71 to 1840 code for a protein of 589 amino acids. Lineage: Eukaryota; Metazoa; Chordata; Actinopteri; Perciformes; Sebastidae.